This is a messenger RNA of Macroventuria anomochaeta, 1741 nucleotides long. RefSeq names its product WD40 repeat-like protein. Bases 1 to 1533 code for a protein of 510 amino acids. The transcript has 3 exons. Gene Ontology annotation, molecular function: structural molecule activity; protein binding. NCBI's taxonomy places the organism in Eukaryota, Fungi, Ascomycota, Dothideomycetes, Pleosporales, Didymellaceae. The record is from RefSeq and is a predicted model, not a curated record. Gene Ontology annotation, cellular component: nuclear pore outer ring; Seh1-associated complex. Gene Ontology annotation, biological process: cellular response to amino acid starvation; positive regulation of TORC1 signaling.
AUGGACCUCAACGCCCCAGCACAGCAUUCACGAUCCGAUACUGUUCAGCUUCUAGACGCUGUGACACGUCGUCUUGCGCGUCCGGCUUUUCUCUCUAGCAUCACGCCGUCGAGGCUGCCAUCGCAGGCUGCGAGCGAUGCGUCUCUGAGCCCCACACGCGACGAAGCACGGUUGCACUCUGGCCCGCUGUCCAACCAUCGUCAUUCUCAUCUCAACCUCGCAGUAACUGUCGAGGAUGCGCUUGAACACGCUGACCUCGUCUCACCGCUGAUUCAGGAGCCUUGUGCUGACGGCAGCUCACCCAGCGUUGACCAGCGCGUCCUCAAGCACCUGGAACAGGACUUCAUUGGAGCGCGUCACGCGUACGCAAAGAUGGCCUCAGAACGCAACUUCACGACUUUCUCUCACGGCCAUCAGGAUCUUGUACUUGCCGUUGACUUCAACUACUUCGGCACACGCAUGGUGACUGCGAGCUCGGACCAUCGCCUAAAAGUUUGGGACAAGAAGGACGAGUCUUGGUCGCUUGUUGAGAGCUGGAAGGCACACGAUGCUGAGAUCAUCGACGCCAAGUGGAAUGGUCCCUUCAUGGGCGAGGUUGUGGGUAGCAUUGGCGAAGACGGACGCUGUAAGCUCUGGCAGGAGGAUGCUACCGAGGUGCCUCUGUCAGGAAAUCGCUUCAAGCUCAUUGCGAACCUGGUGUCAACUGGCCACGCUCCAUUCAUGUCCCUGGACUUCAAGAACAUCAUGCAAGAGACUUGGCUUGCGUUGAUCACCCGCGAUGGUCGUCUGACUAUCUAUGAACCUUCUGAUCAGAGUAGUCUGAACGAAUGGACAAUACUGGCAGAGCGUUCUGUUUCCGAAGACAACCCUCCGGAUCGCCAGGAUGAAGUAGGUUUCAAGGUCGUGUUUCACAAAGAGAAGCUGCCAUGCUGGACAGCGAUCAUGGCCGGCUUGGACCGUAAAUCACUUUCACUUGCUGUUGCUGCGAUGAAGGAUGUGUUGAUCUUUAGGACUGACAAGGCCAAGCGUUUCUUUCAGGUGGCUAAGCUAGAAGGCUCUCGACAGAUCAUUCGCGAUCUGGCUUGGGCCAACGGAUCUAUGCGAGGCUACGACGUACUUGCAACGGCAAGCAAGGAUGGUGCUAUCCGCAUCUACGAGCUCUCAACGCCUAGCUCAGGCAAAGGUGCCGCUGCUGGAUCAUCGGCUGCUGCUGCAACCUUCACGCCCGUCGAAUCGCCUCGCACAGACCCUCGCAGCAAUGCUCCUUCUGGUAUAGGAGCCGGACUGGCCGGUGCAUCAAAGAGCUCUGAAAUGCCACGUGAGAACGAACAACACCCCGGACGGAUCACGCAGCUGGCGAAGCUCACAGAUGAGCUUACGAACCAUCACGGAGCAGUCUGGCGAGUGGCAUUCUCGCAAAUGGGUGAUUUGCUUGUCUCAACAGGCGACGACGCUUCGAUUCGCACUUGGAAGAAAGCUGUGAACGGACGAUGGGCAGAGUAUGCCGAGAUCGAAACUGCACGCGAGAACUAGUGUCCUUUCUGCGCAAGAAUCAUCCGCGCCUGAUUUCGCUGCGCAUGUUCAUUUGACUGAUGAGGAUAAGAGAUGGGAGUAUAGGCGUUCUGAGGAUCCUGGCAAGGAGUCAUAGCUCUAUAGAGGAGCAGGGCCACACUCAAGAAACACCUCGCAUGGGUGUUGUACGACGUUGCAGAUGCUCCAGGCCAGACGCCUAUAGUGACAG